AACUUCGGAAUACCUUUAUAUGGAUCAUAAUUUCUUUAGAGGAACUAAUCCACAAUCUUUCAGAUUUUUGAGAGCCACUGAAGUUCUAGAUCUUUUGUGCAACAAUCUCUCCGGUGAAAUUCCCAAGACUUUAGGUACUCUUCCGUGUUUGAGGAAUUUAAGCCUGUCUUUGAAUUUCGAUUUAUGGAAAUAAUAAGCUUUGUGGAGGAAUAAGCCAAUAAAGCAUGGUAAUAAUUUCAAAGCCCUUGUAUUUGAGUUCAUGCCAAAUGGAAGCCUCAACACUUGGUUGCAUCCAAUUCCAUCAACUGGGGUACAUAGGGAACCAAAGAGUUUAAACCUUCUUCAACGCAUAAAUGUAGCAAUUGAUGUGGCCUCUGCUUUGGAUUAUCUUCAUAAUCACUGCCACACGCCAAUCAUACAUUGUGACUUAAAGCCAAGCAGCAUUCUUCUUGAUGGUGACUUAACUGCCCAUGUGAGUGAUUUUGGUUUAGCAAGGUUCCUAAAGCAACAUGACAAUGAAAUUUCUCAGUCAUACCAGCUCCCUUCAAAUUAAGGGAACUGUUGGAUAUGCAGCACCAGAAUAUGGCAUGGGAAGUGACCUGUCAACAUACAGUGAUGUUUAUAGCUACGGUAUCCUUUUGUUGGAAAUGUUCACAGGGAAAAUACCCACUGAUGACAUGUUUAAAGACGGCCAGAACCUUCACAAAUUAGCUGAAAUGGCUUCGCCAGAACAAGUGAUGGAGAUUGUGGAUCAGGUACUUUUAUUCAAGGUGGAAGAUGAGGAAGCAACCAGCAGCAACUCUAGGACACAAGCGAAGAUGGAGGUAAUCCAAAAGUGCUUGAUCUUCUACUUAAAAUCACGUUUUCCAUUGACCCACUAA
This is a messenger RNA of Camellia sinensis, 881 nucleotides long. The record is from RefSeq and is a predicted model, not a curated record. Lineage: Eukaryota; Viridiplantae; Streptophyta; Magnoliopsida; Ericales; Theaceae.